Molecule: messenger RNA, 1701 nt
Organism: Yamadazyma tenuis ATCC 10573
Lineage: Eukaryota; Fungi; Ascomycota; Pichiomycetes; Serinales; Debaryomycetaceae
Product: nucleobase cation symporter-1 family protein
Biological process (GO): nucleobase transport; transmembrane transport
Cellular component (GO): plasma membrane
Molecular function (GO): nucleobase transmembrane transporter activity
Source: RefSeq, a predicted model, not a curated record
AUGAAAGUUUUCAGCAAAUUAAGAAUAAAGACCGUGCCUAAAGGUCCGCAUGCCUGGUACAACAGAGAUCUUUUACCAACUCCUACCGACGAAAGAACUUGGGGUAUUUACCACUUUUUGUUUUUCUAUUUUACUACCUCGUUGACGCCUUCUUCUUAUACGUUGGGUUCCACGUUGGUCAGUAAUGGUUUACUCUGGUGGCAUGGAUUGAUAUGUGCUGUCAUUGGAAGUUUUUUUCUUUCCAUCGUACUCGUGUUUAAUUCUAGAGCCCCUUCAGUGUAUCACUUGGGGUUCCCUACCAUUGUCAGAGCGGCUGCUGGGAUGUACGGCUCGUACUUUUUCAUCUUUGUCAGAAUAUCGGUGGCUACGAUUUACUUUGCAGUGCAAACAUAUUUCGCGGGCCUGUUGAUGGACGUGCUUAUGAGAUGCAUUUUUGGGUAUAAAUGGGUGAACAUCGAGAACAAGUUGUCUUCGGACUCAGGGAUCACUUCUCGGGGGUUGCUUUCAUUUUUCCUCAUAUGGUUUUUCCAGUUGCCACUUAUGUUUAUGCAUCCAAGACACCAAAGACAUCUUUAUUCGGUUAAAAUGAUCACUACUACCACCUCGUUAUUCGCUGUAUUUGGCUACUGUGUCAGAAAGGCUGGUGGUACUCUUGGUACUCCAGAAUCAUUGGCAACGGACAGGGUAUAUGGUUCUGACUUGGUGUGGGGAGUCAUUUCGGGUAUUAAUUCCAUUAUGGGAGCGUUAUGUCCAAUUUUGAUCAAUACUGGUGAUGUGGUCAGAUACGCCAAAAGACCCAGUGACGCUGCUUGGAUCCAGUCCUUUGCUGUGUUGUGCUCUAAAGUCUUGAUCACUUUCCUCGGGUGUGGUACUACUUCUGCUGCCAAGGUGUUUUUGGGAGAAACCUAUUGGAACCCAUGGGAUCUUUAUAAUGGCUUAUUGGACCACAACUGGUCGGCUGGCAUGAGAACUGGUAUUUUCUUUGCGUCCCUUGGUAUGAUUAUAGCUUUGGUAAUCGUCAACGUCGGUACCAACUGUUUGCCUGUUGGUGCUGAUGCCACGGGUAUGUUCCCCAAAUAUGUGAAUAUCACCAGAGGUCAAUUCUUGUGCUGGUUGGUGUGUCCACUCUUGUUCCCAUGGAAGAUACUGAGUAGUGGAGCGAGUUUUUUGGCGUUCUUGGGAAGUUAUUCGGUGAUGUUAUGUCCUAUUGCUGCUACUAUGAUCUACGACUACUUUAUCAUCAGAAGAGGAAACUACCAUAUUCCUUCUUUCUACAACCCUGACGGAACUGGGGUUUUCUGGUAUAAUAAGCUUGGUGUGAACUGGAGAGCAAUGGCUGCGUGGGUUAUUGGAUGUGGUUUUACUAUUUCUGGGGUGGCUAACUCAGUGACCCCAGGGUCCAUUGGUAUUGCUGCUGUCAGAAUCUACCAACUUGGGUUCUUGUUGUCUUUUAUCGUGGCUUUUGUAGCUUACGGUACUCUCUGUUUUGCUUUCCCCGUCAAGAACAUCUUACCUGAUGAUAAGGACAUCAAAUCGAUAGGUUUUGAAGAGUUGGCCCAAAGUGAUGGAUUUCUUCCAGGAGAGUCAUUGGACAGUAUUAUAGAGCCAACCGUGGAGAUCAUUGAUAGUGAGACUAUCCCAGAAUCCAAUUCGAUUGGAAAUGAAAAAGGUAAUUUUGUAACUUCCUCUAAAGAGCUUUAG